This is a messenger RNA of Sinocyclocheilus rhinocerous, 3535 nucleotides long. RefSeq names its product TBC1 domain family member 30-like. Gene Ontology annotation, cellular component: endoplasmic reticulum. The record is from RefSeq and is a predicted model, not a curated record. The transcript is spliced from 12 exons. Bases 137 to 2803 code for a protein of 888 amino acids. Lineage: Eukaryota; Metazoa; Chordata; Actinopteri; Cypriniformes; Cyprinidae.
CCAACCCCGCUCAAGGAAUGGAACACACCCGGAACUCGAGUUCCUUAUUGAUUCAUCUAAAACACUCUUUGGUUUGUACUUAUGCGCAGCAUGUGUGCACGAAUGUGUAAUGUUGAACUUUAAAGACGGCUAAAACAUGUCUGGAGUGGAAGUGGCCAAAGAGGAACUUAAGGAGAUAGACAUCUGCUCGGAGGAGGAGAGCGGAGUUUUUGUCAACUCAGGUGCGUCGUACCUUGACGGCUUCUCAGCGUUUCACAAAUGGGUUGCAAAUGGACGUUCAGUAUCUGAUGGAUACUGUGAGUGCGCCAAAACAGCUUCAGUCUCACUAUCCAAGUGCGCUAAAGUGCCUCAUGGAGCACCAGCUGGAGAGAUCCGUAUGGAGAGAGCAGGAGGAGGUGGAGGGGGGAUCCAUGAAGCAGGUGUGUAUUCGGAUGAAGAGGAUCUGAGAGCGUCCCGGGCAUCAUCUAUAGUGGACUGUCUGUUAGUGGAGCUCUAUGACACAUACAGUAAUGGUGUCAGAGGAGUGGACAGCUCGACCGAAGCCUCCAGCUCAGAAGCCUUCCUGGGCAGGAGUAACACUGGCUCCAACUUCCUCCAAGAACUUCAGGAGAAGCACACGAGACGCCAUCAGAUGAAAUACCUGGCUCAAAAAGGUCCAGAGGAGCUGAAGUGGAUCAUUCAGGAAGUGAAGUAUCGUAUUGGUGUGCAGUCGGCCAAACUGGUGCGUCAGGUCAAGAGGAAGGACAGACUUCGGCAGAAGUUUCAGAAGAACUGUGAUAUAGUCACCGCCUGCCUGCAAGCCGUCUCUCAGAAAAGAAAUGAAGCAGGAAAGGUGAUGAUCUAUUUGAUCGAUAAAGUGCUUCCUGAUAGUUACUUUGCCAAUAACCUGCGUGCCCUCUCAGUGGACAUGGCUGUGUUCAGAGAUCUGCUGCGACUGAAGCUUCCAGAACUUUCUCAGCAACUCCACCAUCUCCAGAAAGUAGCCAAUCGGGAAGGAGGAGGCAGCUAUGAGCCUCCGCUCACCAACGUCUUCACCAUGCAGUGGUUUCUGACCAUGUUUGCCACUUGUUUGCCCCAUCACACCGUUCUGAAGAUUUGGGACUCGGUCUUCUUUGAGGGCUCUGAAAUGCUGCUGCGUGUAGCUCUCGCCAUCUGGGCCAAACUCGGAGAGCGAAUUGAGGAGUGCCAGACUGCCGAUGAAUUUUAUAGUACUAUGGGCUGCUUAACACAGGAAAUGCUGGAACACAACCUUAUCGACUCCAAUGAACUCAUGCAGACGGUCUACUCCAUGGCCCCGUUCCCGUUCCCCCAGCUGGCUGAGCUCAGGGAGAAAUACACCUACAACAUCACCCCGUUCCCGACCCCUGUCCGAGCGAACAGCAGUCUGGCACUCCAUGGAUGGGAGAGUGAUGAUGAUGCUGACAUGGAUGAUGAAGACUCUAUUGUCACUGCUCUGGGUUGCCUGGGGCCUCUUGGAGGACUUCUGGCUCCUGAGAUCCAAAGAUACCAAAAGCACCUUAAAGAUCAGAGAGGGGAGCAGAGCUCUCAUGGCAGUAACAUGGCCGAGCUCAGUCCCGGGGCGGUGGGUGCGGGACGGGCCGAGCACCAGGCGGCCAUCAACAGCAUGAUGCUGGAGCGCAUGAGCACUGACAUCAGCGCGCUGAAGAAACAGUACUCACGCAUCAAACAAAAGCAACAGCAGCAGACCGGACUACUGUACAUCCAUACAGGACCUCGAGUGGAAGCUGAAACUAUUGAACCUCAUCAAGCCAGUAAACAGCAGAAGCACCACACUGAUAAGUGUCCAGCCACCAGUAUCCUUCCCUCCCAAAUCGGUCCCUCCCCUGUGGUCAACCAUCUUCUUCUGGGCAGGAGGCCCAGACCCGGUCAGCGAUCCUCAAAGAAUGGUGUUAUCCAUAACGAUGGAAGUCCUCAAGCCCACUCCACACCCAGCCAGAAUCAGAUGAUUCGGACCAGACAUCAUUCACCCUGGCGUACACAUGUGCGCGCGCACCGAAGGAACAUCGCCAGGGCGCGAGCGCAACUCGGAUUUGAUGAUUCUUUGGAGAUAGAAGACGAACUAACUGAUGUGAGCAAAACAGAAGAAGCAUCUGAAGAGGGAAGACGUGAGGAUGAAGAGCAAGAGAGGGUGGAGACCAUAAGCUCAGAUGUCUCUCAGCAAGACCACAUUUCUGGAGAAGCAGAUGAUCUCCAGGAGAUCGACAAGCAGUUGUCUUCUCUGGAACUGGAACCAGAACUUUCACCAGAAGCAGCUUCUGAUCCAACUCCACCAACUCCUCAACCAGAAGCAACUUCUGAUCCACCUACAUCAACUCCACCACCAGAAUCAGAUUCUAAUCCAAAUACACCAACUCCACCACCAGAAUCAGAUUCUAAUCCAAAUACACCAACUCCACCACCAGAAUCAGAUUCUAAUCCAAAUACACCAACUCCACCACCAGAAUCAGAUUCUAAUCCAAAUACACCAACUCCGCCACCAGAACCGCAGCCCGAGCCCAAACCCACGGCCUCAGCUCCGCUCCCAUCCACCCGCCGUCCAGGUUCAGACUCCUCCAGCUCAGAAAGCGGAGGCUCCCUCAAAAGAAACCCUUCAACGUUAGCAGGAGAACCUUCAAAACCACAGCAGAUCUUCUCCCCGUUCCCUUGCAUCAAAACCCCUCGCAAGUCCAUCACUGCGAGAAACUUGGGCCUCUACGGGCCAAACGCCAGGACUCCAAAUGUGCACUUUCCCCAGAUGAGCAGAAGCAUGAACCAUGUUGGAAGCACCACAAAGCGCCGAUGAUGAAUUGUCGACUACAGACAAGCACUUAUUUGAUUCUUGAUAUCAAUACAUUUGGGUUCAAAUCUCCAACCACGAAAGCACGUCUCUAGUAUGCUUCCAGAUACUCCAAAACAUCUACAUUUAGAAACCAUAUUGGAUAAUGUAAUGCUUCCAUUAUAAUAUGAAUUUAUGAAGGCUGUUUACUUCUUUGAUGAAACCCUACCUAAACAUCUGGGAAUAAUACCUGAUAGACACGAUCGGUUGAAGCUUUUGUGUCAAUGAAAGUAUCUCUUUUUGCAUGUUCAGAUUAGCAGUAUUUGCUACGAUGCACUGUGUAUGUUUACUUACAUGCUUCAAAGCUAGGAAAAUCACAAUCACAUAUAUGUAAAAUACUCAUGCUAAAUGACUGGGAAAUGCUGCAGUUCUGCAUCACACAGUCCAAAAGGAUUUUUUUAGCACCCAGAUACACUAUUUAGUCCUAUAAAUCAACAAAUUUGCUUGUUUCUGUUGUUUGGACUACAUUGGUGUUCAUUUUUCAAUCAUGUCAUGCCAUUUACUCUUGAUCUUUCCUUAGUAAAUUAUUCAAUUGCCAUCUGAAUGACAGAAGUUGUCAUUAAGUUCUUCUCUUUAUGGAUGCUCUUAUUCUAAGCGCUCCAUCCCUUUGAAUGUUUCUCUUCUCUCUAUUAAUCUUUGGUGCUUAUGAGCAGUGGAGGAUCACAAAUGCCCCACAGAAAAUAAAAGAUGUGCAAGUAU